UGAUAAAAUAUAGAUAAGUAUUUGAAUUUAUCUACAUUAUUAUUUUAAUUAUAAUUAUUAUAAUUCGUUAUUUAAGAACGAGAAUGAGAAUAGGUUGUAGCUUACAAAUAUUACCUUAUAGUAUUGAGUUAAAUGAGUCAUAAAAUUUUGUUGGUUAUAGAAACAGUUAUAUAUUACUGCCAAAUUUUGUAGUUGUCCACUUUUUUAAAUGUCCUAAUUAUAUUAUGAAAAACCUUGUUGAAUAUUUAAUGUUUUCAAGGUUUACAUGGCAAUUUAAUUAUCUUAUAAGUAGAUCAGCAAUGCAAAUUCCAUCUUGUAAAUUUAUUGGUAUUAAUUUUUUAAUAUAACAGGAUAUCCAGUAAGAAAUAUAUUUCAAAAUGGAUUGGGAGUCAUUUUAUAAUAGUCAUUCAUCACCCGCUUCAUAUGAAAUUAUAAUUACUGAAAUAAAACAAUUUAUAUCUCAUCAUGAAAAUAAAAAGAUUGUUUUAAUAACAUCUGGUGGAACAACAGUCCCAAUAGAACAAAAUACUGUAAGAUUUGUUGAUAAUUUUAGUGCAGGAACUCGUGGAUCUGCUUCAGCUGAAUAUUUUCUUGAUUCAGAUUAUGCAGUUAUAUUUCUUUAUAGAUCAAAAUCAUUGGAGCCGUUUCUUCGACAUUUUUUAAAUUCAAAAUUACUAGAUAAAUUGGAAAUAGUGAAUAAUAAAUCAAUCCAAGUAAAAGAGGAUCUUGAAAAUCUAAUACCUGUAUUAAAAAAAUACAAGGAUGCCAAAAGUUCUAACAAUAUCAUAUCUAUUCCUUUUACAACAUUAGUGGAGUAUAUGUGGCUAUUAAGAGGAUUUUGCAAGUUAUUGAAUAACAGAUAUUGUUUAAUUUACUUAGCUGCAGCUGUUUCAGAUUUUUAUAUUCCACCUAAUGAAAUGGUAAAAAAAGCUGAACAUAAAAUACAAUCAAAAGAUGGACCUCCAGUGAUUGCUUUGCGUAUGGUACCUAAAGUAUUAAUGGCUAUUACUCAAAUUUGGUCUCCUAAAGCUUUCAUAGUUUCGUUUAAACUAGAGACUGAUAAUUCUCUUUUAGAAUCAAAGAGCAAGGAUGCACUCAUAAAGUACAAACAUCAAUUGGUAAUUGGAAAUUUACUUCAUACAAGAAAAUACCAUGUGAAAUUGAUAUGUCAAAAUGAAAUUGAAGAUAUUUAUCUAUCAGAAAAAGAUAAUAAAGAUGGAAUAGAAAUUGAGGACAUCAUUGUUAAAAAAAUUAAAAUAAGACAUGAAGUUUUUUUGAAAAUGAAUUAAUAUUAUUGUUUGUUUAGUUUUUUCAUAAUUAUCAUAUGUAUUUAUUAAGAUGUAUAGUAAUAUACAAUCCAAAUAGAAAUAAAAAAGCACCUAUAGUGUUUUUGUAAUUUUAUAUAAAAUAAGUAUUAACUCUAACCGCAUCAGUAAAUUUCCAAAUUU
Daktulosphaira vitifoliae (grape phylloxera) is the source of this 1448-nucleotide messenger RNA. RefSeq lists its product as uncharacterized. Gene Ontology annotation, biological process: coenzyme A biosynthetic process. The coding region runs from base 378 to 1289 and encodes 303 amino acids. NCBI's taxonomy places the organism in Eukaryota, Metazoa, Arthropoda, Insecta, Hemiptera, Phylloxeridae. The transcript is spliced from 6 exons. Gene Ontology annotation, cellular component: nucleus; cytoplasm. Gene Ontology annotation, molecular function: phosphopantothenate--cysteine ligase activity. The record is from RefSeq and is a predicted model, not a curated record.